This is a messenger RNA of Ogataea philodendri, 1197 nucleotides long. RefSeq lists its product as uncharacterized. Gene Ontology annotation, biological process: proteasome-mediated ubiquitin-dependent protein catabolic process. Lineage: Eukaryota; Fungi; Ascomycota; Pichiomycetes; Pichiales; Pichiaceae. Gene Ontology annotation, molecular function: proteasome-activating activity; ATP binding; ATP hydrolysis activity. Gene Ontology annotation, cellular component: proteasome regulatory particle, base subcomplex. The transcript has a single exon. The coding region runs from base 1 to 1197 and encodes 398 amino acids. The record is from RefSeq and is a predicted model, not a curated record.
AUGGCUACUACUGCUUCCCACGAGGCGGGUGUUGAACCGUUCUUUAAGCAGAAGAUCCAGGAUUUCGAGAUCCAGGUCAAUGACAAGACGCAAAACUUGAGAAGACUCGAGGCCCAAAGAAACGCUUUAAACUCCAAAGUGAGGGCUUUGAAAGACGAGCUGAAACUCCUGCAGGAACCAGGAUCGUACGUCGGCGAGGUCGUCAAGGUGAUGGGUAAGAAGAAAGUUUUGGUGAAGGUCCAUCCAGAAGGUAAAUAUGUUGUCAAUGUGGCGAACGACAUCGACAUCAAGAAAAUCACCCCAAGUUUGAGAGUCUGUCUCAGAAGCGAUACAUAUGAAUUACAUCAGAUUCUGCCAAACAAGGUGGAUCCAUUGGUCUCGCUAAUGAUGGUGGAAAAAGUGCCGGAUUCCACUUAUGACAUGGUGGGUGGUUUGGACAAACAAAUCAAGGAGAUUAAAGAAGUGAUCGAGCUACCAGUCAAACAUCCAGAACUGUUUGAGAGUCUGGGUAUUGCGCAGCCAAAGGGUGUGAUUCUUUACGGUCCUCCAGGUACCGGAAAAACGUUGUUGGCCAGAGCAGUUGCUCACCACACAGACUGUAAAUUUAUCAGAGUGUCUGGAUCCGAGCUGGUUCAGAAAUACAUCGGUGAGGGUUCCAGAAUGGUGAGAGAACUGUUCGUUAUGGCAAGAGAACACGCGCCAUCGAUCAUUUUCAUGGACGAGAUCGAUUCCAUCGGAUCUUCCAGAGUGGAGAGCUCCUCGGGCGGAGGAGACUCUGAGGUGCAAAGAACAAUGUUGGAGCUGUUGAACCAAUUGGACGGUUUCGAGUCGACCAAGGAUAUCAAGAUCAUCAUGGCAACCAACCGGUUGGACAUUCUGGACCCAGCUCUUUUGAGACCAGGAAGAAUAGAUAGAAAGAUCGAGUUCCCUCCUCCAACACUGAAUGCUAGAACAGACAUUUUGAAGAUCCACUCCAGAUCCAUGAACCUCACCAGAGGUAUUGAUCUGAUGAAGAUUGCCGAGAAGAUGAACGGCUGCUCGGGUGCCGAGAUUAAAGGUGUCUGUACCGAAGCCGGAAUGUACGCUUUGAGAGAAAGAAGAAUACAUGUUACACAGGAAGAUUUCGAGCUUGCAGUUGCCAAGGUGAUGAACAAGAAUGACGAAGGUGCCGUUUCCAUUGCGAAAUUAUUUAAGUGA